Molecule: messenger RNA, 590 nt
Organism: Ceratotherium simum simum (southern white rhinoceros)
Lineage: Eukaryota; Metazoa; Chordata; Mammalia; Perissodactyla; Rhinocerotidae
Gene: HDDC3
Product: HD domain containing 3
Molecular function (GO): guanosine-3',5'-bis(diphosphate) 3'-diphosphatase activity
Source: RefSeq, a predicted model, not a curated record
CAGGGCUCCCCGGGCUCCUGGGACGGCAGUUGCCCGCCCAAUUCGUGCAAUGGGCUCCGAGGCGGCACGGCUGCUGGAGGCUGCAGACUUCGCGGCUCGCAAGCACGGACAGCAGCGGCGGAAGGACCCCGAAGGGACCCCCUACAUCAACCACCCUAUCGGUGUGGCUCGGAUCCUGACCCAUGAGGCGGGAGUCACUGACAUUGUGGUGUUACAGGCAGCCCUGCUCCAUGACACCGUGGAGGACACGGACACCACCCUGGAUGAGGUGGAGCUGCACUUUGGGGCGCAAGUGCGCCGUCUGGUGGAGGAGGUAACAGAUGACAAGACUCUACCCAAGCUGGAGAGAAAGCGGCUGCAGGUGGAGCAGGCGCCCCACAGCAGCCCAGGGGCUAAACUGGUGAAGCUGGCAGACAAGCUGCACAAUCUGAGGGACCUGAAUCGCUGCACCCCAAAGGGAUGGUCCGAACAGCGAGUCCAGGAAUACUUCGAAUGGGCAGCACAGGUGGUGAAGGGGCUUCAGGGAACAAACCGGCAGCUGGAAGAGGCUCUAAAGCAGCUGCUUAAGGAGCGGGGGCUGACACUCUAAG